AUGUCUGGGAUCACUGGGAAUCUGGAUUGCAAGGAGUGCUCGGCUUCGGCUCAUGUGGCAAACAGCACGGAGUUAAACGUGCACUCCAGCGCGGAUGAAGACGAUAAACUUCUGAGGUACAUCUGGACAGAGUACCUGCACCCCAAGCAGUACGAGUGGGUUCUCAUCGUGGGCUACAUUAUUGUAUUUUUCGUGUCCCUCAUUGGAAACUCUCUGGUUUGUUUUGCAGUUUGGAAAAACCGUCACAUGCGCACCGUAACCAACUACUUCAUCGUGAAUCUGUCUCUGGCCGACGUGCUGGUCACGAUCAUCUGCCUGCCCGCCAGUCUUGUGGUUGACAUCACGGAGACUUGGUUCUUUGGAAACACUCUUUGCAAAGUCGUCCCUUAUCUGCAGACUAUUUCAGUUUCUGUAUCAGUCCUCACACUGAGUUGCAUCGCCCAGGACCGUUGGUAUGCUAUCUGCCACCCGCUGAUGUUCAAGAGCACGGCCAAAAGAGCUCGCAAGAGCAUCGUGGUCAUCUGGGUUGUGUCCUGCGUCAUCAUGAUCCCUCAGGCAGUGGUGAUGGAAUCCAGCAGCCUGUUGCCUGAACUGACAAACAAGACCAGCCUGUUCACAGUGUGUGAUGAGCACUGGGGAGCUGAGAUCUACCCAAAGGUGUACCACAGCUGCUUCUUCAUUGUCACAUACUUUGCACCGUUGUGUCUCAUGGUCCUGGCGUACAUUCAGAUAUGUCACAAGCUGUGGCGUCAGCAGAUUCCCGGCAGCUCGUCGGUGAUGCAGAGGAACUGGCGGUCGUUCCAGUGCUCCGCUCCUCCGAGUGCAGGGCCGGGAGAAUCUGUGAGAGUUAAAACCAGCACGGUCUGUGCUGAGAUCAAACAGAUCCGAGCCCGACGGAAGACCGCUCGCAUGCUGAUGGUGGUGCUCUUUGUUUUCGCUCUCUGCUACCUGCCAAUCAGCGUGCUCAAUGUUAUGAAAAGAGUUUUGGGGACUUUCAAGAACACCAACGACAGAGAGACCGUGUACGCAUGGUUCACUUUCUCACACUGGCUCAUAUACGCCAACAGUGCCGCAAAUCCUAUCAUCUACAAUUUCCUCAGUGGGAAGUUUCGCGAGGAGUUUAAAUCGGCCUUUUCUUGCCAUUGUUAUGGGCAACGGCAAGAGCAAACACAGAGGACAAGGACGAGAGCGAGCACAGAUAGCCGCAAAUCCCAGGUCACUCAAGUCAACAACGUGGACAAUUUGUCUCCUGUAUCUGAUCACAUCGUGUGA
Molecule: messenger RNA, 1272 nt
Organism: Salarias fasciatus (jewelled blenny)
Lineage: Eukaryota; Metazoa; Chordata; Actinopteri; Blenniiformes; Blenniidae
Gene: hcrtr2
Product: hypocretin (orexin) receptor 2
Exons: 7
Coding region: 1-1272 (423 amino acids)
Biological process (GO): circadian sleep/wake cycle process; G protein-coupled receptor signaling pathway; feeding behavior
Cellular component (GO): plasma membrane
Molecular function (GO): orexin receptor activity
Source: RefSeq, a predicted model, not a curated record